Molecule: messenger RNA, 1252 nt
Organism: Dermacentor silvarum
Lineage: Eukaryota; Metazoa; Arthropoda; Arachnida; Ixodida; Ixodidae
Product: amine sulfotransferase-like
Exons: 2
Coding region: 74-1036 (320 amino acids)
Biological process (GO): sulfation
Cellular component (GO): cytoplasm
Molecular function (GO): sulfotransferase activity
Source: RefSeq, a predicted model, not a curated record
GAAACUUGUACAAGUCCGGCAAAUAUCACCGUGCGCGCAAGAUCGAGGGGGCAAGCCAAGUCGGAUCUCAGCCAUGUCAGGUCGCAGGCCAUAUCGCCAAGUCAUCGACGGCGUGCCCAGGUGUCCUUUUCUCAAUCCUGAAAUCUUUUGCAAAGGCCUUUUGUUUCGCGCGCAAAAGGGUGACCUCGUGCAAAGCACUCACGCGAAGAGCGGGACGCACUGGGUCCACUACAUCAUGCAGCUCAUACUGAAGCAAGGCGAGCCCAUCACUACAUACCACGAGUUCACCAACAACACGCGCGCCCUCGAGUACAUGGACACCGCUGACUGGAAGUCCGCUCUUCCCGUGAGACUGUUUAUCACGCACCAGCCACUGAGCAGGGAGACCAUGAACGGGGACGCCAAGUACGUCUAUGUGGCCCGCAACCCGUGGGAUGUUUGCGUCUCACUCUUCCGCAUGGUGACAGACAUGAGCAUUUACAGAUUCCAGGACGGCACGUUUCAGGAGUUCCUGGAGCCGUUCCUGGAAGGGGACCUGGGCUACGGAAGAUACUUCGAUCACGUGGCUUCGGCGUAUGCACUUAAGGACGAACCUAACGUGUUCUUUGUCACGUACGAAGAGCUCAAAAGGGACACCCGAAGCGUGGUGCUGAGGUUGGCUCACUUCCUCGGUGACAGCUACGGCCGCGCCCUCGAAGAGGACGAAGAGAUGCUUCAAAAGAUCUUGAAAUGGUCCCAGCCAGAAAAUAUGAGAAAAGUCAUAGUUUGGGAUAUGUUGGUGAACCCGACGUCCGAAUGGCAGGACCUAUUUGUGCGCAACAAUGUGACCAGCAAGCUCGGCUACGAGGGAGACAACCGCAAGUACAGUUUGGUGAGAGAAGCCCGGGUUGGAAGCUGGAGGGACUACUUCACGCCGAGCCAGCUAGCACGUUUCGAAAAGAAGAUACAAGAAGAAGGAGAGAAGGCCUCUUUCAUGCACCUAUGGAAGGACAUUCGGGAAGAAGCAAUUUCGCUAUCCUUGGCUCCCACCGAGUAGGUUUUUCACUGCAUGCCCUCUCACGUGCACUAUCGUAUCUACGGAAGCAAGGGCGGAAAGAAAUAUGUGAGCUGCCAGUACAUACCAUAUAGAUAUAGCAUGGCUCUAUUUGAAACUGUAGCCUCUACUGCCGACGUGCAGCUGCAUAACCAGAUGGCUGUAUUAUACUCGUGUAUAAGACAAAAAUCAUCACGAAGCGUUUAAUAAAACUGUAUU